Molecule: messenger RNA, 2817 nt
Organism: Penicillium atrosanguineum
Lineage: Eukaryota; Fungi; Ascomycota; Eurotiomycetes; Eurotiales; Aspergillaceae
Product: C-1-tetrahydrofolate synthase
Exons: 5
Coding region: 1-2817 (938 amino acids)
Biological process (GO): tetrahydrofolate interconversion
Cellular component (GO): cytosol
Molecular function (GO): methenyltetrahydrofolate cyclohydrolase activity; formate-tetrahydrofolate ligase activity; ATP binding
Source: RefSeq, a predicted model, not a curated record
AUGGCGUCCAAGAUCGAUGGCACCGCCAUUGCCAAGAACAUCCGCGCAGGUCUUAAGGAAGAGAUUGUGAAGACCCAGGAGACCAACCCCCGCUUCAAGCCCAAUCUCGUCAUCUUCCAGGUUGGAAACCGGUCCGAUUCCAGUACUUAUGUGCGCAUGAAGCUGAAGGCCGCACAAGAGGCCAACAUUAUUUGCACUCUGAUCAAUAUCCCUGAGUCAAGCACAGAGUCUGAACUCCUCCAGGAGAUCACCAAGGUCAACAAUGACCCCGCCGUGCACGGUAUCCUGGUCCAAUUGCCCCUCCCGAGCCACAUGUCAGAGCACGCCAUCACCUCGGCGGUCUCUGAUGAGAAGGACGUUGAUGGAUUCGGCGCAAUCAACAUUGGUGAGCUGGCCAAGCGUGGCGGUCGCCCGCUGUUCACUCCCUGCACCCCGCUUGCUGUGAUGGAGCUGCUGAAGGCUAGUGGAGUCGACCCCGCUGGCAAGGAGGCCGUUGUUCUUGGUCGCAGCGACAUUGUCGGCAGCCCCGUUAGCUACCUGCUCAAGAAUGCCGAUGCUACUGUCACAGUCUGCCACUCUAAGACCCCCGACAUCGCCCGCAUCGUGAAGAACGCCGACAUCGUUGUUGCUGCUAUUGGAAAGACCGAGAUGGUCACAGGCGACUGGCUGAAGCCUGGUGCUGUCGUCAUUGACGUCGGUAUCAACUACAAGCCCGAUGCGACCAAGAAGUCCGGUGAGCGUUUGGUCGGCGAUGUUGAGUUUGAGUCUGCGGCCGCCGUGGCUUCGCAGAUUACCCCGGUUCCUGGCGGUGUUGGCCCCAUGACUGUGGCCAUGCUGCUUAAGAAUGUCGUUGGCUCUGCCAAGGCAUACUUCGAGAAGCAGAAGGACCGUCACAUCACCCCGCUUCCCAUUAGAUUGGAAACCCCCGUUCCCUCCGACAUUGCGAUCUCCCGCGCUCAGUACCCCAAGGCCAUUACUAAGGUCGCAUCUGAGGUCGGCAUUGCCAAUCACGAGCUGGAGCCUUACGGUCACACCAAGGCCAAGGUCAGCCUCGAUGUUUUGGACCGCCUCUCUCACCGCCGCAACGGAAGAUAUGUGCUGAUUUGUGGAAUUACACCUACUCCUCUCGGCGAGGGCAAGUCAACCACAACUCUGGGCCUCACCCAGGCUCUUGGUGCUCACUUGAACCGUAUUACCUUCGCCAACGUUCGUCAGCCUAGCCAGGGCCCUACCUUCGGUAUCAAGGGCGGUGCCGCCGGUGGUGGUUACAGUCAGGUUAUUCCUAUGGAUGAGUUUAACCUUCACUUGACCGGUGACAUUCAUGCCAUUACUGCCGCCAACAACCUUCUUGCUGCGGCCAUUGAGACCCGUAUGUUCCACGAGUCUACACAGAAGGAUGGCCCUCUGUACAAGCGUCUUGUGCCUGCUUCGAAGGGCAAGCGCGAGUUCAAGCCCAUCAUGUUCCGCCGCCUGAAGAAGCUUGGUAUCGAGAAGACCAACCCCGAUGAGCUGACCGAGGACGAGAUCCACCGUUUUGCCCGUCUGGACAUUGACCCGGAGACCAUUACCUGGCGUCGCGUGCUUGAUGUCAACGACCGUCACCUGCGCGGUAUUACCGUUGGCCAGGCCCCUACUGAGAAGGGCCACACCCGUGAGACUGGCUUCGAUAUCUCCGUCGCCAGCGAAUGUAUGGCCAUUCUCGCGCUGAGUAACGGCCUGGAGGAUAUGCGUGAGCGCCUUGGCCGUAUGGUCGUGGCCACCUCCCGCAGUGGUGACCCGGUUACCUGUGACGACAUCGGUGCUGGUGGCGCCCUUGCUGCCCUCAUGAAGGAUGCCAUCAAGCCCAACCUGAUGCAGAGCUUGGAGGGAACUCCCGUUCUGGUGCAUGCUGGCCCCUUCGCGAACAUCAGUAUCGGAGCUAGCUCGGUAAUUGCCGACAAGCUAGCCCUGAAACUGGCCGGAACUGAACCCGAUGAAGACCACGAUGCUAAGACUGGCUUCGUUGUCACUGAGGCCGGCUUUGACUUCACUAUGGGUGGUGAGCGUUUCUUCAACAUCAAGUGCCGAUCAUCGGGUCUAUCUCCCGAUACCGUUGUCAUCGUGGCCACGGUCCGUGCGCUCAAGGUACACGGUGGUGGUCCCGAGAUCACCCCCGGUGGUGCCCUGCAUGAAAUCUACCGCACCGAGAACGUGGAAAUCCUCCGCAAAGGUUGUGUCAACCUGCGCAAGCACAUCGCCAAUGCCAAGCAGUACGGCGUCCCGGUGGUCGUCGCGAUCAACAAGUUCGAGACCGACACCGAGGCUGAGAUCAACGUCAUCAAGGAGGAGGCUAUCGCUGCCGGUGCCGAAGAUGCUAUCCCGGCUAACCACUGGGCUGAGGGCGGAGCCGGUGCUGUCGACCUGGCCAAGGCUGUUUUGGCCGCCAGCUCCAAGCCCAAGGACUUCAAGCUGCUGUACGACCUGAACGGCACCAUCCAGGAGCGCAUCGAGCGCAUCGGCCAGGCUAUGUACGGUGCCGAUAAGGUUGAGUUCAGCGAACUUGCCCAGAAGAAGGUGGACACCUACACCAAGCAGGGCUUCGCGAACCUCCCGAUCUGUAUCGCCAAGACGCAAUACUCACUCAGUCACGAUCCGGCCCUGAAGGGAGCGCCGACCGGCUUCACGGUCCCUAUCCGCGACGUCAGAUUGGCCGUUGGCGCAGGAUACCUCUACGCUCUGGCAGCCGAUAUCCAGACCAUCCCCGGACUGCCCACAGCACCGGGCUAUCUUAAUGUGGACAUCGACACCGAGACUGGGGAGAUCGACGGAUUGUUCUAG